Messenger RNA from Mollisia scopiformis, 1311 nucleotides. RefSeq names its product FAD/NAD(P)-binding domain-containing protein. Bases 1 to 1311 code for a protein of 436 amino acids. The record is from RefSeq and is a predicted model, not a curated record. Gene Ontology annotation, molecular function: FAD binding. The transcript has 2 exons. Gene Ontology annotation, biological process: secondary metabolite biosynthetic process. NCBI's taxonomy places the organism in Eukaryota, Fungi, Ascomycota, Leotiomycetes, Helotiales, Mollisiaceae.
AUGGAUUUCGGAAAUAAGAGAAUUGCUGUGAUUGGUGGCGGCCUAGGUGGCAUGGCAUUUGUGAAUGCCGCGCUCUAUGCUGGACUGGAAAACAUUCAACUCUACGAACAAGCUCCCGAGUUUACAGAAGUGGGAGCAGGUGUCAACAUAACCAAAAAUGCAAAUAUCAUCCUUGACGCAUAUGGGCUCAAGGAUGCCAUGCGAUGGAAAUCUUCCCACGACCCUCCGUGCUACAUGGAGUACCGUAACUUCAAGACCGGCGAGGUGUUUGGACAAAUUGACGAAUUCGGUCAGCCCUCGAGUCGGCAGAUCCACCGCGCACAUCUCUUGGAAGUUAUGAAAGAACGAGUUCCUGAAUCAAUUUUGAACACGGGGAAGCGAUUGACCUCAAUUGAGUGGGACAAGACGAACAAAGAGUAUGCCAUUUCUUUCCAAGAUGCGACGGCAGCGACCGCGGAUAUCAUAAUUGGAUGUGAUGGCAUCAAGUCUGCUGUUCGCGCUCAUCUGGGCUUCGCAGAUCAUCCAAAUUAUUCUGGUCAGAUGGUCUACCGUGGGUAUGUUGAAUACUCGGAUCUUUCUCCCACAGCAGCACAAGAGCUUCGAAAGACGGUCGUUUAUAGAGGGAAGCAGAGACACAUUCUCACACUGCCGAUUGGAAACGGGGAGUCGAAGACUGCUCGAGUUGGAGUUAUCGGAUUCAUGACUGAGCCACUGGAGGAGUGGGUGUCUGAAAGCUGGAUGGCAAAAGCGCCGGUUGACAAACUGGCAGAGCAUGUCGAGGGAUGGGCACCGACCUGCCAGGAGAUCAUCGAGGGUUUGAGGAAGAACGCCGAGCGAGGCCCUGACAAAGGAUUGAUUUUGAAGCAGGCUCUCUAUGUUAGAGAUCCAAUUCCGAAGUGGUAUCAGAUUGAAGAGGGAGAGACUGGAUCAGGAAUCAUACUUCUGGGCGACUCGGCGCAUUCGACUUUGCCGCAUCAAGGACAAGGAACAUGCAUGGCUAUCGAGUCAGGCGUAGCGCUAGCCACCGUUCUGAAGAACUGGAAAGGAGAAGACCUCGAAAGCGCAUUUGCCUUCUACCAAGGUCUGCGAAAGCCAAGGACAGAUAAAGUGACAAAAACGAGUUACGAGGCUGGAAAAUUGGCAAGUGCAGAUGUACCAGAGGGAACAUCCCAAGUGUUCAAUCCUGAUGCGUUGAGGGAGAGGAUGAAAUGGAUUAUGAACUAUGACGUUUUGAAGGAUGUUUACGAGCAAGGAGCGCCGUACUUUGAAGAUAGUGGGAACGGAGAAGUGCAGAUACAAGCGCAGCUAUAA